This is a messenger RNA of Anthostomella pinea, 816 nucleotides long. The record is from the annotation of a GenBank genome assembly. NCBI's taxonomy places the organism in Eukaryota, Fungi, Ascomycota, Sordariomycetes, Xylariales, Xylariaceae.
AUGCCUUCUCCUUUGCAAUGGAACUUCGAUAUCGAUAGGUAUCUGAACCCUCUGAUACCAAAGCCACCAUGGAAGCACGUCCCUUACCCAAUCGCCUUUCUCCUCGGGCACCGGAAAGGUAGUCUCAGACCAUACGGCAACUUGCUCUUGAUCCUAUCGGCCUUCAUAGGAGUAUUCACCAGCAUAGUGCUCAUCGAAGUCGUAACCCACCACCUCCCAGCUGUCCCAAAUCAUGGCCCCGUCAUAAUAGCCAGCUCGGGUGCAGCUGCGGUCCUGGAGUUCUAUGCGAUUGAGUCGCCCCUGUCACAGCCGCGGAACUUCUUCAUCAGCCAGAUCAUCGCUUCCGUCAUCGGCAUCUCGUUUGGCAAACUCUUCCAGCUCAGUCCAGAUUUUGAGUCGAUUCGCUGGCUCGGGGGUGCUCUCGCAUGCGCGUCCACGACGGCCCUGAUGGCGUUGACGAACACCGUCCAUCCACCAGCGGGAGCUACGGCACUUAUAGCCGUCGUCGACCUUGCGGUUGUGGAUAUGGGCUGGUUCUUGAUUCCAGUAGUCAUCCUCGACUGUGCCAUCAUGAUGACCGUUGCUCUCAUCUUGAACAAUGUCUGUCGCAGAUUCCCCCUGUAUUGGUGGACGGCGGAAGACCUGGGAAGACCCCGGGACGAGCCGAGUCCUAGGCCCUCAUCCGGAGAUGAGGAAAAAGCAGCAGCCCAGCAUGCAGAGCUCAUCAUUACGCGUGAUGUGGUGCUUGUACCGGAUCAUGUGCGGCUGUCGUCCGAAGAGCAGAGCCUUGUCGAGGGUCUUCGUAGCAGGUUAUAG